Molecule: messenger RNA, 7518 nt
Organism: Mycena citricolor
Lineage: Eukaryota; Fungi; Basidiomycota; Agaricomycetes; Agaricales; Mycenaceae
Source: the annotation of a GenBank genome assembly
GACAUUCGCGCGGUACGUUGCGAGCGAGGCGGUGCACUGCGAAGUGCAAACACUCGCCAAGUCGUUGAUGAGCAAGUACGGAUAGUUACUGGAAGACCAUUGAGAAACCGCGGAUAGGACCUCCAUGGCUGCACAGGCACUGGAAGGAGCUGGCGACGUCGGGAGACUGUUCUGCGUGUAGAUCUGGAACGUCGACGUCGAGCCGUCCGCAAAGACGCGGCCAGCUCAGGCGUCGUCGACGGAGUGACAGUUGUGUUCUUUCGCGAGCUGGCUAGUUGCUUCAGCAGUGCAUCGUGGAAGGCCUGGUCCUGCGCUUUAUCGAUGUAAUGGAUGACCUUGUUGAAUGGCUGUUUCGACAGAGCGCGGGGGACGAGGAACAGGAGGGGGAAGAGCAGGACAGAGAGCCUCCUGUGCAUGAUGGGCUCCAGAGUGAUUCAUGCUCCAGAUUAUCGCCUAGACAUAAGUAGGGAGAACAUGUCGGAUUAGGACAUUGGAGGAAUCCGACCGAGCAGCGCGGUGGACGGUCGGGACCUCUGGCACCGAAUGAACACUCAUGAUAUUGGCGGCAUGAGAUUUGGGUGCACGUAAAUGCGACACCCGAGCGCCUCGAAUGAAUGCGGAUGCUUCCUCAUGACAGCGCAAGGAUCUCCUCCUCCUAGCACGGAUCUGGUCAGUGGCCGCCCGACGCCCUGUUCUAGUUAAUGGCUAACUCCGCUCUCAUGUGUCCAUGAUAUCGAGAGAUGCGCUGAAGUAAAACUUGACAAAGGUCCCAACAAUCAAGAAUCGUAGUUGCAAAGUUUGGAUCCGGAUUCCGCGAACGUUCCAGGCUCACGAGGUUCGCAAGCUGAACUUAGAGACAAAUCGCAGUUUUUCGGUGGUAGGUGGGUGUCAUGAGCGAGCGCUCAAAGCUCCAGUUCCGAAUUCGCGCGAUGGAGAACUGCCAGUGGUUAACGUUGAGCACGGCGCAGCCUGCGCUCCGAGCGUCGGUUCGGCCUUCCUCGGGCUUUUACCCCGUCCAUUCCUGUCCCCGGGUUACUGCCCGAGUCAGACGCCACAGCCAGCAAUAGUGCUAUCUACCAACCCGAAGUCUUCGGUACCGACGUCAAAGACAGCCUGGAAUACGCCUUCACUUCAGAUCGCAGAUGACAAUGCGCACAUCUCGACGCGCCCCAUCUAAACAGGAAGUGCAGGUCGACACUAUCUCAUGGAUGCACUCGGGGUCCUUCCUAGUCAUGCUGGUACUGAUUCGGAGACGGCGCUAUGUCUGGAAUGCAUAUAUUCAAGGGCAUCGAAACGGUGGGAUCAACGGACGCGUCUGCUCACUCUGCUCCCUGUGCAGAGUAAACGAAGAUGCGACGCGUUAUCUGCCAACUCUCGCUUCUCCUGAGCCUAGCAAUCGCACUGUUGCCGACGUCCGUCGUAUCGCAGGCCACCAACUCCUCUGUGCUUCCAGUCGGAUCCUGCACCGCAGACAUACCUUGCAGCAAUGGCGCGUGCUGUAAUGGACAGUCUGGUUUUUGCGGGUUCGGCCCCAGUUUCUGUACCACGGUAGCCAGUGGUGGACACUGCACGUCGCAUUGUGACGCUCUCGCUGAAUGCGGACCCUUUGCUGCUCCCGCCAACUUCACGUGUCCUUUGAAUGUGUGCUGCUCUCAGUUCGGCUUCUGUGGUACAACAGCAGAGUUCUGCUCAGCUGGUUGCCAGUCCAACUGCAAUCCCCCGGCACCCCCAUCGUGCGGGGCUGAUCAACAAAGUGCGACUCAACGUCGGAUCGGAUACUACGAGGGAUGGGCAACGACGCGCUCCUGUCUCUCGUACACACCCGAGAUGAUAUCAGCAGAGACUCUGACACACAUUAACUUUGCAUUUGCCCUCAUAUCCAACUCGUUUACAAUCAUUGAGAUGUCUCCUGGCGAUGCUGCCCUGUGGACCCGGACCACGGCUCUCAAGAAAAAGAACGUUUCUCUCAAAGUCUUCUUGUCAAUCGGAGGAUGGAGUUUCAAUGAUCCGCCUACGUCCCAGAUCUUCAGUCAACUCGUUGGCAGCGCUGCCAAUACAGCUACGUUUAUCAGCAGUGCUCUCAACACUUUGCAAGCGUAUGGGUUUGACGGAAUCGAUGUUGAUUGGGAAUAUCCUGCUGCAUACGACCGUGGUGGUAAUCCUGCAGAUAAGGCCAACUAUGUGACUUUCAUGUCCAAAGUCAAAGCAGCCUUCAAGCCCCGGAACUACGGGCUCACCUUUACUGCACCUUCAUCCUACUGGUAUCUGCAACACUUUGAUCUCCCGGGUCUGAUGCAGUCGGCGGAUUGGGUCAACGUGAUGACGUAUGAUCUUCACGGAACUUGGGACGGUGUUGAUCCAUAUAUUGGUUCUCUGGUUCUUGCUCACACCAACUUGACGGAGAUCAAAGACACCUUGUCUCUCUUCGACAAUGUCGGCGUGAAUCCCAAUCAAAUCGUCCUCGGAAUCGGUUUCUAUGGUCGUUCUUUCCAACUUGCCAGCGCAAGCUGCUCCUCGCCUGGGUGUGCCUUCGUGGGUGGAGCGAAUCCAGGCCCGUGCUCGGCCAAUUCUGGAACUUUGAUGUUUUCCGAGAUCGAGCAGAUCAUUGCACAAAACAGCCUCCAGCCGAUCCUGGAUCCUGACGCCGCAGUCAAGUACAUCGUGUGGAACAACGAUCAAUGGGUCAGCUAUGGAACGAUGAUCUGGUCUGUCGACCAGGAUGAUCUGCAGUAUUCUGCGCUCUCUGCACUCUAUCCGGGGAUCGACGUCAACAAGCCGUCCUCUGUCGAGUCCGGCAAUCAAUGCACGAUCACGGGAUGCGGACAAAAUUGCCCUUCUGGAUGGGACACUCUCACGACAUUGACGACGAAUCCUGGUGCGGGAUCAUCGUGCAACGCCAAUUCGCCCGCCAAGCUUUGCUGUCCGUCUGGCAAUGCGCCUCAGAGCUGCUCCUGGCGCGGCGGAGGAUCCAGCACGUGCAAUCCUAGCUGCAAUGUGGGCGAGAUCACUCUCGCCACUGACCCAGUCGGCGGCGAUGGCAAGCCGACUUGCGCGCAGGGAACCAAGGCGUUCUGCUGCUCAAGCGACCAGAAUGAUCCGACGGGAUGCCACGCGACGGGUUGUGGUGAGACGCAGACGGCGUGUGCAUCCGGGGACGCGUUCUUGACCUUUGUGAGGCAAGGGAGCGAGGACAACGGAAGCUGCGAGGCUCAGAAUUCAAGCCCGAAUGUCAUCAACAAGCAACCUUGUCCUCCGAUCUGCAGCACCAACAACAAGCCUGUAUGCUGUCAAGCCAAUGUGAUUUCAUCCUACACGAAUUGUCACUGGGUCGGCGACCUGCCGAAUUGUCUGAACUCAGCUUGUCCAGCGGGGCAAGUCGGGAUCUUCAGUGACAUGCAAGGCGACGCGUCUUCGUCUUGUGUUGGGAACGGAAAACGGCUCUACUGCUGUAAUCCUCCUUCCAAUCAACAGUUCCUGCCUGUACCGGAAGCAUGGGUUCUACCUCAGCUCACCAGCAUCCCUGGCUCGAGCGAAGUCAUCCAACCAGCGUCAUUCACUGUCGACUUCGAUGACAACAUCGGCACCCCUGACGUCAACUCACAGGGUUCUGGAACGAGUGGAGAAUCAGACGAUGGACGCGAGAACGACAGUCCGUUCGGCGAGGUGUUCAUUUCAUCCCCCAAUCCGGGAAGUGUUAGUUCCCUGGAUCUGGCAUCCGACUGGGUCAUCCAUGACUGUGAUGCAAAGAGUGACCAGCCCCAGACGGUCCUUGCCUACUGCUCCAAGGCCAUGGAUGGAGACGAUUCCGGAUGCGGGCAUGUUUUCAUCGGAGAAGCCCAGCACACCGUCGUCCGAAUGCCGAAGAGCUGUGGCUUGGGACCCUAUGCCCGGGUCGUGUCGCUUGCUCCGCACGAGAAUCAAGCCGUCCUCGCAGCUGCCAGGUUGAAGAGAGCUUUACCAGAGAAUGAGCUCGUGUACCAGUUCUCAUUCGACUACAACUUUGCUGCUGUGCCAGCUGCGAACGGGCCUAUUUUGAUGCGUGCUGAUAUGACCGAUAUGCCUGGAUACUGGGAUGCUAUCAUCAACACCCCUCCAGAUUCAGGGACAACCUCAACCAAGCGAUCGAACAGCAAACGUGAAUUCCACCAGCCUGAGGAACUUGAACGCCGGUGGUUUGGGCCGUUCGACAACUGGCUUCAGAAGAUCAACACGGUGACGAACUCGAAUAGCGUGUCGCGAAACUUCCAUUGGUCGGAUAAAUACACGAUCUUUCAUCAGGAAGAGUCCUGUCCCAACUUUAGCUCCAGUCUCGAUAUCUCGGUCUCGGGCAACGCCCAAGCGAACAGCCGAUUUGGCUACUAUCUCGAAGCGACGAUCGUUCCGCCUGCGAUCCAGCAAUGCUACGUCUAUCUGAACGCGGGUGCUAGUGCCCAGGCCACGUUCACCAUCACCGGUCUUGCGCAGGUGGAUUUCGGGACGGAGAGAAGUGAGCUGGUGUCGUUUGGAUUUCCUGGGCUUUAUUACCCGGGAUUGUUGACGAUUGGGCCGAGUCUGCAUCUCUACGGAGAGCUGAGUGGCACACUCAGCAUGUCUGGAACUUACAGCGCCACUGUCGGGUACACAUUCCCGGGUAUUGAUGUCGUCUUUGGCAAGCAAGACAACAAAGCAGACGAGGAACAAACCAGCAACCCAGUGAGCCCAGACUCCAGCAACCAGGGCUACGACUUUUCUCUGGGCUACAACGUGAAUCUGGAGGGCAACGUCCAGGCGCACCUCGUGCCCAGUCUGCAGCUCGGAAUCAGCGUGCUCGGAGGCCAGGUCCUCGACGCCCAGGUUUUCGUCGAAGCUGACCUUUAUGCUGGUGUCGGUGUGACGGGCAGUGUGUCCAAUACAGUGGCACCCAACUUCUGUGUCAAUCCGUUCUACGGCGCGAAUCUGAACGCUGGGUUGACUGGAUCGGUGCUGUUCUGGCGGAACAAUGCCGUCAGCUACAACUUCUACUCGAAUCAGUUCCCCUUCGGAGGCCAAUGCUUCAACUCAGCGAAUGAGGCAACCGGAUCAUCGAGGCGUGAGCUGGAGCCGAUGACCGGCUCGGGUAGUUCGGGCGGCCCCGUCGAUAUCGAUCAUCGCUCGCCGUACCCAGCAUAUGCUGCCUACGAGGAGGGAGACAAGCGUGAAUGGCUUGACGACCCGGUUGUGCCGCGUAGGCAACUCUCUAAGAGAGGGGGCGUGCCGUUCUUACCCGGCAACUUGUUCUGUCCCGCUGUGGGCACCAGUAUUGCGAGCAGCGACGAUGGAUCGGACUGUCUGUGCUACUCGGAUGCGCCGGACGGUGACGAUGAGGACGGGUCUUACACCUAUCCCCGGCGGUCGAUCUCCAACAUGACCGAAGUUGACCUGGAUACACUGGCAGAAGUGUUUGGCUUCGGACCUAACUCGCCGUUCCAUGUGCUGGAUGUGGCCAAGUUGACCAGUUGCACAGGCAAAUCCGUCUCGAUUCCCAGUUAUGAUAACACGCCGAUCAUCUCGUACUAUGACCUCGAGAACCCGGCUUCACUGGACCCUACGAUGGGAUCAUGGAGCCCGGCUGUCCCCAUCAAUCUCGGUUUGAAUGCCAAUAACGAGCCGUACCUGAGUCUGCCGUCCGGUAAAGGAAACAAGGUCAUCUAUGCGCGUGAGCACCCGUACGAGGAGUCGAUGUCGGCCCUUUUUAUCGACUAUUUGGAGUUGCAGACUGAUCUGUGGGAGAACGCAGCCGAGGACGAGGACUUUUGUGUCUGGGUCCAGGACAAUCUCAUCGACGUCCCGGACUACAAUCCCCCGGAAUGGAACGACGUCUCUCUCUUCAACAUGCUUGGGACGUGCUACCCGAGCAAUCAGCAGCGGACGCCGAUGGUCAUCCUAGAGCAGAACGCGAACGUGAUGAAGCACAUCGCUUUCAAGGCCAAGGCGUUCCAGUUCAUCGGGAAGACGCCGGGCUCGUUGCGGGGCACCACAUCCUUCAAGAAGUACUGCCCGCAGAAGCAGAUUGCGGUCCUCAGAGCCGCUGCAGGCAUCCCGUCGUUCCUGAACCAGUACGAAGUCAGCACUAUCUUCAUCGGGAUGAACAAGUGCGUGAGGAAUCUGUGGGGCACGUGGGCAACGGCCUAUCAGAACGAUCCCAACGUGGACGCGCCCAACAAAGGGAACGUGAAUGUUGUCUCGCUGUACAACACGUGGAUCUUCCAGAUCGUCAACAGCGUCCCGGGCUACAUCCGUACCCAGCUUAAUACACUCAUCCCGCUCUACAACAAACAGUCGACCGCCGCCGCCACCGUGGAUCUGUCGUGGCCCCCGUUGUUGGACGUGGCCAAAUUCCAACAAGACCGCAACGGGCAGCCGGUCCGGACGCCGGCGUCCGUCUACGAGCCCAAUGUGCCAGUCACGCGGGCGGACUUGAUGACGGACGUCUUGGGCGCGGUGCAGGAUAUCAACUGGGCCAUUCUGUUGCAGAGCUAGAGAAGACAACUCGAGAUGAAUAUAUAUCAAUAUGUAUCCAAGCAAUUCCAUGUCGUUUGAACGGUGUAGUAAAGGCCAAAAAGAACUACCAGUACAAAGAAUGUAUAAGCGUAGAUAACGUACAUCGUAUACACAGAGGACAAGGCCAGCUACUACUUUUUCGUCUUGGACUUUUUAUUGGAGCUAGUCUCCCCCUUCGCAUCUCCCUGAAUAAAGCAUGGUCAGAAUCGGUAAACCCCAGCUGAGUGAGCCUGACUUUGCGUUUUGUUCCCUUCUUCGUCUCUGCCUUGGCGGGUGCAGGCUUUUUCUCCUUCGAUUGGACGGUGAAGAAGCCGUCCAGACGACCUUGCUGUUUGCUGUUCAGGAAUUUUGCCAGUUUCUCGGCACCCUUGCGCACUCGUUCCUCACUGUGUCCGGCAGGAACUGGAUCAAUCCAUCCACAUCUGGGUUCUUCCACUCUAACUGUCCAAGCGUCAGCUGCGGCUACAGGCAGGCAGGACUUGUGCAAGAUACCUCGACUUCGUCCGCUGGAGUGACAUCGGGCGUCUCAAACAGUUUCUUCGCCUCUUCCCAAGGCCAUUCUUCCGGGAUGGACAUCCCGCCCUUUCCCUUCCCUUCCCUUUCUUCUUCGGCUUCGGCUUCGGCGCCUCCUCCGCCUCCUCGUCCGAGUCUUUCUCGACGUCAGAAGUCGGCGCGGGCGGCUCUUCUUCGUCUUCCGACGACUCGACCACGGCAGCCUUCUCUGCGGCUCUAGAAUGAAUUCAGUAGCGCGUCGCGGGCGUGAUGAAUCGUCGCACUUAGCCCGGAGAUGCUUCACCACACCCUUCAAUCCUCCGUGUUCACGAAUGAGCUUCAGGGCUGAUUUGGGGCCGACGCCCUUGAUAGGUUCUAGGUAGUCACAGCCCAGAAGGAUGCACAGGUCCGUGAACUGCUCCGAGCUCAGAGACUGCGAGAGAAAGGUUUACGACUGACAUACCUGGCUCAUGUUCAUCUCGAGACCCUCCAGCGCUGCCUUGAGAU